This is a messenger RNA of Phasianus colchicus (ring-necked pheasant), 4130 nucleotides long. NCBI's taxonomy places the organism in Eukaryota, Metazoa, Chordata, Aves, Galliformes, Phasianidae. The record is from RefSeq and is a predicted model, not a curated record.
UCGGACCCUGCCGCUCCCCUUUCUCGCUUUCCCGGCGAAGUCAGACAUCGCUCCACGGCAACGAUGAAGCUCUGCGGGACUUUCCUCGAAAAUGAGUUUCGGGGUGAGCUGCUGAACCAGAGGUGGACCUGUGGAGAGAAGAUCAGCAGCUGCGAGGGAGCCACCAGCCUGCACGGCACGUGCAUCAAGAUGAGUUUAGAAAAUGAUGAUAAGAGAGCACGCACGCGAUCGAAGUCCGUCAGAGUGCCCACGGAGCUCAUCAGCCAGGAGGUGAGCUGUCCAACCCCAGGCUGUAACGGCUCAGGACACAUCCGUGGAAAGUAUGCAAGACACAGAAGUCUGCAGAGCUGCCCUCUAGCAAAGAAGAGGAAACUUCAAGAUGCGGAGGCCGAGCACCUGGUGUCGAAGCGCAAAUCCCACCCGCUCAAGCUGGCCUUGGAUGAAGGCUACAACGUCGACAGUGACGGCAGCGAGGAGGCCGAGGUGAAGGAGGAGUCUGGCUCCGAGGAGUCAGAGGGAACGCUGGAGGAGGAUGAGGCGGAGGUGGUGGAGCAGGAGGAGACCCACAGCCCCGAGCCGGCAGAAGAGAGAAGCCCAGCAAAAUCAGCCCAUUAUGGACAAAAACCAGCAACAAGUACGUCUGGGCCCAGCAAGGCCAACUAUAGCAACUACCAAGAAAUAAUCGCCAACUCUCUCCUAAACCUAGGCCAAAUAGCAGAGGAAACCCUCGCCAUUGAAGGGCAGCUGCCUGAAGCUGAGCUGCAGGUGUCCAAGCCUCCAUCCAACGUUGUGCACCUGGUUCAUGAGGAUGCAGGAGAGGAGAUCGUGGAGGAGUGUGACAAGGAGAUUAUCAUCCAGACUGAGGAUGCAGAGGAAGUCAUCGAGGUCACUAGUGAACGUAGCAGUGAGUUGUGUCCGGAGCACCAGGACGACAUGAACUGUGAAGAGUCCUGCAAGCUGCAGAAGGCCAUGCAAGCUGAAGCAGAGGAAGAGGAUGAGGAGGAUGAAGAUGAGGAAGAAGAUGAAGAUGAGGAAGAGGAAGAAGAAGAAGAAGAGGAGGAGGAGGAGGAGGAAGAAGAGGAAGAGGAGGAAGAAAUGGCUCCCGAAGUGAUCUGUGAAGAAGCUCCUCAUGCUUCUCAGGACACGCAGAAAAGUCACUGUGAAGGGCAGUUCAGCCCUAAGCCCGAGUACUCUGUCAUCGUGGAGGUCCGGUCGGAUGAUGACAAAGAUGAUGAUGCCCACUCCCAGAAGUCAGCGGUGACCGACGAGUCAGAAAUGUAUGACAUGAUGACGAGGGGGAACCUGGGGCUUCUGGAACAAGCCAUUGCGCUGAAGGCUGAGCAGGUGAAAAUCGUGAGGGAGCCCAGCCGGCUGCCAGGAGAGCACGUAAAGCACUUCCAGGUCGAUGAGAAGCAGAGCAAACCAUUGGACAGCAUCCGAAAGAGCUACUAUGGCAAAGAUCCCUCAAGACCUGAGAAGCGAGAAAUCAAAUGUCCAACGCCUGGCUGUGAUGGGACUGGCCAUGUCACAGGGCUCUACCCUCACCACCGCAGCCUUUCUGGCUGUCCGCACAAAGACAGGAUCCCCCCUGAGAUCUUGGCGAUGCACGAGAACGUGUUGAAAUGCCCCACGCCAGGCUGCACAGGACAGGGUCACGUCAACAGCAACCGCAACACGCACAGGAGUUUAUCUGGGUGCCCCAUUGCUGCUGCUGAAAAAUUAGCCAAAUCACAUGAAAAGCAACAAACCCAGUCUGGUGAUCCUUCAAAGCCCAGCUCCAACUCUGACCGGAUCCUCAGGCCUAUGUGCUUUGUGAAGCAGCUGGAGAUCCCUCAGUACGGAAGCUACCGGCCCAACAUGGUCCCAGCCACCCCCCGGGCCAACCUGGCCAAGGAGCUGGAGAAGUACUCCAAGGUCACCUUCGAUUAUGCAAGUUUUGAUGCUCAGGUUUUUGGCAAACGCAUGCUUGCCCCAAAGAUUCAGACUAGCGAAACCUCACCUAAAGCCUUUAAAUCCAAACCUUUUCCAAAGGCCUCUUCCCCCAGCCACAGCCCCUCCAGCAGUUACGUGAAGAGCACUUCAUCUUCCUCCACAGGCUUCGACUACUCCCACGACGCUGAGGCUGCUCACAUGGCUGCCACCGCCAUCCUCAACCUCUCCACGCGCUGUUGGGAAAUGCCAGAGAAUCUCAGCACCAAGCAGCAAGAGGCACCCGGCAAGUCCAUGGACAUUGAGGUGGAUGAAAAUGGGACUCUGGACUUGAGUAUGAACAAGAACCGCAAGCGGGAGAGCACAUUUCCCAGCAGCAGCAGCUGCAGCAGUAGUCCCAGCGUGAAGUCCCCAGAUGUGUCCCAACGCCAAAACAGCACCAGUGCCACGAGCAGCACCAUGACCUCCCCCCAGUCCAGCCAGACCUCCCGCCAGGAUGAAUGGGAUGGACCCAUUGACUACACUAAACCAAACCGUCAGCGGGAAGAAGAGCCAGAAGAGCAAGAAGUGUCCGAGGAAAACUUUGAAGAAAGAAAAUAUCCAGGGGAAGUUACCUUAACUAACUUCAAGCUUAAAUUCCUCUCCAAGGACAUCAAGAAAGAGCUGCUCACUUGCCCUACCCCAGGCUGUGAUGGCAGUGGACACAUCACGGGAAACUAUGCCUCUCACCGCAGCCUUUCUGGUUGUCCUCUUGCUGACAAGAGCCUCAGAAACCUCAUGGCUGCCCACUCUGCUGACCUCAAGUGCCCUACUCCUGGCUGUGACGGCUCUGGUCACAUAACAGGAAAUUAUGCAUCACACAGAAGUCUGUCAGGCUGCCCUCGUGCCAAGAAAAGUGGGAUCAAGAUAACCCCGACCAAGGACGAUAAAGAAGACCCGGAGCUGAUGAAGUGUCCGGUUCCUGGCUGCGUUGGUCUUGGGCACAUCAGUGGUAAAUACGCCUCCCACCGCAGUGCAUCGGGCUGCCCCCUGGCUGCUCGAAGGCAGAAGGAAGGAUCCCUCAAUGGCUCCUCAUUUUCCUGGAAAUCACUGAAAAAUGAAGGCCCAACCUGCCCUACCCCAGGCUGUGAUGGUUCCGGCCAUGCCAAUGGGAGCUUCCUCACUCACAGGAGUUUGUCAGGGUGCCCAAGAGCUACUUUUGCUGGGAAGAAAGGAAAACUCUCAGGGGAUGAAAUUCUCAACACAAAGUUCAAGACCAGUGAUGUUCUAGAGAACGAUGAGGAGAUCAAGCAGCUGAACAAGGAGAUCAGCGAGCUGAACGAGUCCAACUCGGAGAUGGAAGCAGCCAUGGUGAAGCUCCAGUCGCAGAUCUCCAGCAUGGAGAAGAACCUGAAGAACAUUGAAGAGGAAAACAAGAUCAUAGAGGAGCAAAACGAAGCCCUGUUCCUGGAGCUCUCAGGGUUGAGCCAGGCUCUAAUCCAAAGUCUUGCCAAUAUCCGCCUUCCGCACAUGGAGCCCAUUAGUGAGCAGAACUUCGAUGCGUACGUGAACACGCUGACUGACAUGUACACCAACCAGGAGUGCUACCAGAACCCAGAGAACAAGGACCUGCUGGAGAGCAUCAAGCAAGCCGUCAAGGGCAUCCAAGUUUAGUGCCCUGCGAUGGGGAUGGGUGGGCGAUGAGACUGUAAGAUGGAACUUUCCCUCCAAGUAUUCAGGUUUACAAGUUAUAAAACUUGUUUAAUGAAUGAAAAACAAAAAGCAAAGCAAAACAAACUAAAAAAACAAAAAACAAAAAAAACACACAAGGACCAAAAUGUAACCAAGAGGCCAUUUCUGAGACGUGGAACUGAUCGAACUCAGUGUUCUCGUUUACUUAACUUUGGACCUUCUUGAGAAAAGUGGGAUUUUUCUACCUGGACCAUGAGGUAGACCAGGAUGGAAGGUCAAAUUCUCCAUGGGCUGUGGGGCUUGGCAGCUGGUGAAGAGCAGGCGUCUCUCAUGAGUUGCCAUGCUUUUGCAGACUUGAUCCAAGGGUUAAAAUGUUACAAGAACAGGGUUUUGUCUGAUCCAAGACUAGCGUAUGACUGGCUUAAACCCUCAUGUUGUCUAUGGUCGUAUGUCCAGAUUACCUACUCACCCAUGAGUUAUGUUAUAUGUUGCUAUAAGUGCUGGAGCUGCAAGCUACCUGUAAAUCUGAA